AUGAGAGUCGGAGACGAGACGCAGAUAAACUUCUGUGUGACACAGUCACUGAAGGUGAGCGCAGAGUCACUCCACAGUGACCCUAAAGAGGCUCUGAAGAUGGCUGCUCGUCGACUCCCGAUGCUCUUGGCCUGUUUUGCCGCCGUGGCUCUGCUGUCCGCUCGACGCUUGAAAGUUAUUUUACAUCAUAUUUGUUUUUCAUCAUUUGCAUUGAUUGUUUCUGAUGAAGGUUGUGCUGACGGCUGGAGUAGGUUUGACUCUCGCUGUUUCAAGUUCUUUAAUGAUGUAAAGACCUGGACCGAUGCUGAGAAAAGCUGCCACUCUCUUGGUGCAAACCUGCCCUCCAUCCACAGUGCGAAGGAAAACACCUUCAUCAAGGAUUUGAUCAAUUCAGCCACAGGGGGCGACAACCACGCCUGGCUCGGUGGGUCUGAUGCUGCGCAGGAGGGGAGGUGGUUCUGGAGUGAUGGAACUCCCUGGGACUACAACAGUUGGCUUGUCCACCAGCCAAACAAUGCAUUCAGCCGAGAGCACUUCACUGCCUACUGGAGCGGGGGUUUGUGGAAUGAUGUCCAAAACAGCGGGAAACUGAGCUACAUCUGUGCUAAAGCUGCUCCCCAGCCUUCACUGAAACCCAAGGGUGGGCUCCUGACUCUGGAGGGCUUCACCUGCCAGUGCAGCCCUGAAAAGAAGUGACCACUGCAUCUGUGAUCAACUACGUCACCAAAUCUACUCUGUUUGUCAUCAAGCUGAACGCCCACAUGGAGCUUUGGUUUUUCUUUGUGAUUAAACUUUGUUUCUGAGC
Boleophthalmus pectinirostris (great blue-spotted mudskipper) is the source of this 805-nucleotide messenger RNA. Its product is annotated as galactose-specific lectin nattectin-like. The coding region runs from base 1 to 696 and encodes 231 amino acids. Lineage: Eukaryota; Metazoa; Chordata; Actinopteri; Gobiiformes; Gobiidae. The record is from RefSeq and is a predicted model, not a curated record. The transcript has 7 exons. Gene Ontology annotation, molecular function: signaling receptor activity.